AUGGCUCAAGAAGAGAUGGAAGUUGAUCUCCAACCCGUGGCUGGUUACUCCACAGUGAACCUCGGGAGGCUUUCCCCAGAGCCCUCUGGCCUGGCGUUGCUGUCGUCCCACGGCCCGGCGCUAGGGGAAGGAGGAGGCAGCAGCCCGGCCGUGCUCCCUGCUGGUGACGCUGUGGUCACACCAAGUGCUGGUGCAAGCGGGGAAGCUGCCGCUGGUCCUGCCUCGCAGCCGGCCCCGCCUGCUCUCCACGGACUUCAGAGGCUGCAAGGGGCCUUGGAUCCCCCUCGGCCUGUGCCACAGGCCACGCAGCGCCCACGGGUCAGGAGAGCUCGUGGGCAGCAGAGGGUUGGAGGUUCCCAGAGGACAGUCAGUACCAGGGCAGCACUGGACAGUUACUUUCAACUCAGAAGGACCCAAGAGCCAACUACAGGACCUGUUCCACACCAGGAGCCCUCAGGUGUUUCGAGGAACAACCAGCAGCAGGGCUCAGAUGAAACAGCAGAAGUGAGUGACUCUGACAGCAGCGCUGCUGAGGAGGAGGAAGUGGAGGCUGCAGCAGCAUCAACCCAGGAGAUUCCUCCAGCAGCUGGCUCAGGAGUUUCCAGUCAGGUCCAAGCAGAGCCACCUCAAGCUCCUGCAGAACAUGGAAGUGAAGCAGGUGGACAGGCUGAAGUCCAGCAAAAGCAGAGAAGUCCAGUAAAGAACCUGGAGCCAUCAGUUCCUUAUGCACCACUGUAUGAGGAGGAAGGGGACACCUGUGCCAUCUGCUUUGAGCAGUGGACCAACGCUGGGGCCCACCGCCUGUCAGCGCUGCGCUGUGGACACCUCUUUGGUUACACCUGCAUUGAGAAGUGGCUCAAGGGGCAGGCAGGGAAGUGCCCUCAGUGCAACAAGAAGGCGAAGCGCUCCGACAUCGUGAUCCUGUACGCUCGCACGCUGAAAGCGCUGGACACCGCCGAGCAGGAGCGCAUGAAGAGCUCUUUGGAGCAGGAGCAGCAGCUGAGGAGACAAGCAGAGCUGGAAUCCGCACAGAGCCGCCUCCAGCUGCAGGUUUUGACAGAUGAAUGCAGCAGACUCCGUAAGCAAGUCCAGGAGCUGAAGGCUCUGGUGGCCCAGCACAACCUGAGUGCUUCUCAGCAACCCAGCAGCUCCCGCAGCCAGCUGCCAGGCAGCCUCCCCUCCAGCCAAAGCCAGCGCAAGUACCACUUGGAAAAGGUUUUUCUGGUGUCUCAGAGUGGGAACUGCAGAGUAAUGACCUACUGUGACCCACUGAGCUGUCUCGUGGUAUCAGCACCUUCUCCACAGUCUACUUUUAUUCCUGGUUGUGGUGUGAAGAUGAUGAGUGUGGCCAACCUGAAGAGCAGCCAGUACAUCCCCAUCCACAGCAAACAGAUUCGGGGGUUGGAUUUCGGCAGGCGAUCGGACGGCUUGCUGCUCUCUGGUGCUCUGGACAACACUCUCAAACUCACCAGUUUGACAUCAAACUCUGUGGUGCAGACAUACAACGCUGGCCGUCCUGUCUGGAGCUGCUGCUGGUGUCUUGAUAACACAAACUACAUCUAUGCUGGCUUGGUCAAUGGCUCCAUCAUGAUCUAUGAUCUGAGGGACACAAAAUCUCAUGUCCAGGAACUAGUCCCUCAGAAGUCCAGGUGCCCCAUGGUAUCGCUCUCCUACCUGCCCAGGAUGGACUCAGCAUCGCUGCCUUACGGUGGAAUAUUAGCUGGGACCUUGGAAGGAGCCUGCUUUUGGGAACAGAAAGCUGGCAACUCCUACCAGCCUCACCACCUGCCGCUGGAGCCCGGCGGCUGCAUCGACGUUCAGACGGAGAUCACCACGCGCCACUGCCUCAUCACCUACCGGCCCAGUAAAAGCAACCCCUGUAUGCGUUGUGUGAUGGUGGAACUGACCUGCAGGCCUCUGACAGAGGGCUCUGAAGAGGCAGUAUGUUCUUCUAACCCUGUGCAGAUGUUCAGUGCUGGGCCCACCUGCAAGCUGCUGACCAAGAAUGCCAUUUUCCAGAGCCCAGAGGAUGAUGGCAGUGUCUUUGUGUGUGCUGGUGAUCAGGCAUCUAACUCUGCCAUGCUCUGGGAUGCUGGCAGUGGCUCCUUGCUGCAGAAGCUGCAGGCUGACCUGCUUGUGAUGGACAUCUGCCCCUUGGAAGUGAACCAGACCCACCUCCUGGCUACCUUGACUGAGAACACGGUGAGGCUCUACAAGUGGCAGUGA
Indicator indicator is the source of this 2226-nucleotide messenger RNA. It is a transcript of the gene RFWD3, whose product is annotated as ring finger and WD repeat domain 3. The transcript has 12 exons. Gene Ontology annotation, cellular component: nucleus; site of double-strand break. The record is from RefSeq and is a predicted model, not a curated record. The coding region runs from base 1 to 2226 and encodes 741 amino acids. Gene Ontology annotation, molecular function: protein binding; ubiquitin protein ligase activity. Gene Ontology annotation, biological process: double-strand break repair via homologous recombination; interstrand cross-link repair; protein ubiquitination. NCBI's taxonomy places the organism in Eukaryota, Metazoa, Chordata, Aves, Piciformes, Indicatoridae.